GCAGAUUGUGGGAAGUCCUUCUGCUAUAAAUCAGCCCUGAUUAUCCAUCAAGUAUCUCACACAGGGAAGAAACCCUAUGAGUGUAAGGAAUGUGGGAAGACCUUCUGUGUGAAAUCAAACCUCACUAAACAUCAGAAAGUUCACACCAGUUUGAAACCUUAUGAAUAGUGUGGCAAAGCCUUCUCCAUGAAUUCCAUCCUAAUAGUACAUCAAAGAACCCACACGGGGGAGAAACCCUAUGGAUGCAAUGAAUGCGAGAAGUCCUUCUAUAAAAAAUCAGCCCUCACUAAACAUCAGAAAACGCACACAGGGGAGAAACCACAUGAGUGUGACAAAUGUGGGAAGGCCUUCCAUAUGAAGUCAACCCUCAUCAUACACCAGAGAACUCACACUGGAGAGAAGCCCUUUAAGUGUAAUGAAUGUGAGAAGUCAUUCUAUGUGAAGUCACUUCUUAAUAUUCAUCAGAGAAAUCACACGGGAAAGAAACCCCACGUAUGUAGUGAAUGUGGGAAAGCCUUCUCCAUGAAGUCCAAUCUCACCGAUCAUCAGAGGACACAUUCGGAAGAGAAACCUUAUGAAUGUAACGAAUGUCAGAAGACCUUUCGCCAUAAGUCAACUUUAACUGUACACCAGAGAACACACACUGGGGAGAAGCCCCACGAAUGUAACAAAUGUGGGAAAUCUUUCUGUUAUAAGUCAGCCUUAACCAUACAUCAGAGAACUCACACAGAAGAGAAACCUUAUAAAUGCAAUGAAUGUGAGAAAUCUUUCUGUAUGAAAUCACACCUCACUGUCCAUCAGAGAACUCACACAGGGAAGAACCCCUUUGAAUGUAAGGAAUGUGGGAAAACUUUUUAUGUGAAGUCAAACCUCGUUAAUCAUGAGAGAACUCACACAGGGGAGAAGCCCUAUGAGUGUAAGCGAUGUGGGAAGUCCUUCUGUAUGAAGUCGACGCUCACGGUUCACCAGCGCACACACACAGGGGAGAAGCCCUAUGAAUGUAGCAAAUGUGGGAAGUCCUUCUGCAAGAAAUCGACCCUCACAAAACAUCAGGUAAUUCACACAAGAGAGAUACCCUAAAGAUGCAGCAGAUAUGGAAAACCCUCUUGAGCGAAGUCAAAUUUUGUCACGCCAAGAGAACCCAGGAGAAACCUUAUGACUUUAAUAAUGUGGAGACCCUCUCCUGUGGAAAUUCAGUCUUUAAUUGGCAUCAGAAGACAAGGGGGCGGGGGUUUGUGGGCUCUCUCUGGAAUGAAUGUCGGGGGGGUAUCCAUGUCAUACAGUACUAAAUAUCAAAGAACUCACGUGGAGAGACAGCCCUAACAAUGUCCCGUAUAUUAGCGUCUACCUAUGAAUCUAACCUGUGUCUCAGAGAAAUCAGUCACAGGGCUAAAAUCACAGAAUGCAACAAAAGUAUAAAAGCAUUUACAGAGUCACAGCUUACUGAUCACCAGGUAAUUGAUGCUGGAGUGGAACUAUAUAAAUGUUUUACAUACACGAAAGCGUUCAAAGAAAAAAAUCAAACUCUGUAGAAGAAAGGAAUUAAUAUUGAGGGGAAUUCUAUCAAUUUGGAAUAUGUGGAUACAUUGUUUUUUCUAGAGAUAAUGUAGCACUAGAACUCAUAAUUCUGACGUGGUACCAGAUUUUGAAGAUGCUCAUUGUGGGAGUAUGAGGCCUUUGGAAAAGCACAUGGCAGCAGCUGACAGCAUGAGACACUUGAGGUGCCCAAGUAAGGACGGCUUUGUACACACAUGAUGUAUGUUUGGUUUAUGUAGCAGAUGUUGAAAUUGCUGUCAGUAGGAAGUAUCUCCCCAUGGUUUAGUAAUUAUCAGGACAGAUUUCUCACACUAAAUGCCCCCAGUGUGUUUUUGUAUUUUUAUAGUACAAUAUGCAUUAUAAGUGAUACGUUUGACAAAUUUGAAGUACUAUACCCCAACAGACUGUUAAGGAAAGGGAAGUACACAACACCAUAUAUCACACUACAUUCAGUGUAAGAGUCGGGAAGUAACUUGCACACACACACACACACACACACACACACACACACACACUUGCUUAUUUUUGCAAAGGGAAGUACUAGAAGGAUAAACCAUAAACUAAUGAAAUGAAUUGGAGGCAAGAGUGAACAUGCUAGAGUCAGGGAUGGAAGCAACAUUUCUUUCGUUACACCUUUUUAUGAAAUUUUGACUUUUGAAUAAAUGUAAAAUUAUUUACAUAUUCAAAAAUAGAAAAUAAAAGCAUUCUGAAAUUGAAAACAGAAAUCAUCUUUAUAUCAAAUUGGUAACCGCACAGAGAAAAUAAUUUUUACAAGAAACUUGUGAAUGCAGAAUUAUGACUGUAUGUUUUCAGUGGGAUAUGUUUAAGGACAAAGACCUGCAAAAACUUAUAAACAUGGCUCAUUAAUUUUAUUAGUAAUCCUGGUGUUAUUUUGGAUCCAGUUUUUGUAUAUUGUAAGAUAAGGCAAAAAGAAACCAUUGGAGAUACCAGAGCCCAAACCCCCAGUUUAAGAGAAGAGGUGACCAUAAAAACAAGAAUUUGUGUAAACCUUGCCAUAAUGAGAAAUAUGAAUUGAAAGUAUUGCUCAUUAUUUUUUAGAAGUUGUAUAUCUCUUAGCUGUGUCCACUGAGGGUCCAGAAGCCAUGGCACCCCCCCACAGAUGAGCAGAUAUGGUGCCAGCAUUUCCCACACAAGGAACCAGGACUCCCCGGAGAGACAGCUGGUUCUAGACCUGGGCCCUGAAGUGUCCAGGAUGAGGCUGGGACCUCUUGUGUCAGAAAACAAGGAAAUACUCAAAGAUUAAUGGGGAGAUGUCAGAGGUCCCAGAAGCUAGCCUGCAGGGUUUCUCCUUGGCCAAAUUUGAGGUAAUUUGAUGAUCAAACAGACCGACUAUGACUGAUGGCAACAUUCGAAUAAACAAAAAAAUCUGUCCACAGCAA
Messenger RNA from Felis catus (domestic cat), 2936 nucleotides. RefSeq names its product zinc finger protein 182-like. The record is from RefSeq and is a predicted model, not a curated record. Bases 187 to 1080 code for a protein of 297 amino acids. The transcript has a single exon. Lineage: Eukaryota; Metazoa; Chordata; Mammalia; Carnivora; Felidae.